This is a messenger RNA of Auanema sp. JU1783, 936 nucleotides long. NCBI's taxonomy places the organism in Eukaryota, Metazoa, Nematoda, Chromadorea, Rhabditida, Rhabditidae. The record is from the annotation of a GenBank genome assembly.
AUGGUAUCUUCUAAAGUCUGGUUCGUUAUACUACAAAUAUGUAUCUGCCUGGCUGAUGAUAAACCCAGCGAUAUACAAUUACAAGCUGUGGAAGUGGUUUUCACAACAAAUGGUACUAGGGACAUUGAUAGUAUAGAGGUGCUCGAUACAAAAAGCACUGUUCUGGAAUACACUUUGUUCACGAACACCACGCGAGACUAUUUUGUUAUAAAGCCGAGCAGCCAACACUUUGCUUAUAAAGACACUCUCACCAUAUCUUUUAAAUACAAGAAUGUGAAAGUAACUCCCGAACCAUCUACAUCAUCACCACCAACACCAAAAACAACACCAACACCAACACCAAAACCAACACCAACAGCAUCGUUCAAUGCCACUAUCACGAUCAAACCUGAUUCAAAAAACCCAAUAUCGACAGCUUCAUCUUCAACAAAUUGCGAUGUUGCUUAUUCGGAACCUUCUACUGAUUUAGGCAAAAACGUUACUGUUACGCUCACAUACUCACUUAUUGCCAGAACAACAACAACUCAAAAAGUAAACAAACACACUUCAGCAGUCGUAGUCGCCGUAAUAGAGGGUUUGAUAAUAGCAGCAAUAAUAUUUGUGUUCUUGUACAAGACAUACAACAAGAUGAAGUUGAGAACUGCAGGGAUGCCUUAUAAUGACAACAACAUCAACUCUGCGUUUUCAUCGAAUUUGAACAAUCAUGAUUUUUAUAGUAAUAACCACUCCUCAAGAUCAAAUAAUCCUGUUGUACAGUCUCCAGACUACAGAUACAACCAACCUUUGGAAAUGAGCAAUCAUGCAAGUCCUAGUCAACUUCCCAGAGGCCCAACACGAACAGAAUCUCAAACCCCAACUCUAGUGCCAGUAAGUACAAACCACACACAACCACAACCACAAGGGGAAGAUCCCUUACGAGCAUGGGAACUACAUUAA